Molecule: messenger RNA, 1362 nt
Organism: Fusarium sp. VM40
Lineage: Eukaryota; Fungi; Ascomycota; Sordariomycetes; Hypocreales; Nectriaceae
Source: the annotation of a GenBank genome assembly
AUGUUGUUCAAGUUAAUUACCAGCACUCUCCUCUUCGGGACCGUUGCUAUUGCAGCAUCCCAAGAGCCAAACCAAUGCGAUGUUGCGUGUCAAAGUGGCUACCGUCAGCUUCUAGCUGCUGAGGCUAGCCAAUGGGUCAACCAAAACGUCACCACGGACGACUUCUACGCCAACCCGAAGAAUCUCUCUUCUUACUCUGCUGGUGAUCUCGUCAAAUGGGACGAAGUCCCCUCUGACCAGGUCUCCAAGAGAUGGACCUUACCAGGUGGAGUCACUAUGUCCCGCUUCUUCUACAUGACAGAGGAUAUCGACGGCAAGCCUAUUCCAGCUACAGGAUUUGUCCUUACUCCUUACUCGAACCCCCUUGGAAAGGACAAGCCAUUCCGUACACUUGUCUGGACUCACGGAACAGCCGGUGGCACCCGUCAGUGCGCACCUUCGAACCACCGUGCUCUCUACUACGAGUGGAUGGGACCUUUUGCCCUCGUCCAGCAGGGCUAUGUUGUUAUCGCUCCCGACUAUGCUGGCCAGGGCAGUGAUAUCCCUCAGGGCUUCAUGUACGAAUCUGGUGCCCUCCACGCCGGAGAUGUCAGCUUCGGCCUUAAGGCUGUGCGAACAGUGAUGGGCGAUCGAAUCACCAAGGAAUGGGUCGUCAUUGGUCACAGUGAGGGUGGUAUGACGGCUUGGAGAACUGCCGAGCGAGAGGCAAAGUCCGGCAAGGCUACAGGUGGAUUCCUGGGCGCGGUCGCUCUCGCUCCAGCUCUGCAGCCUAUCAAACUCAUCCCAGAGUCUUUCCGUCGCGCAAAGGACGGACCGGCUGGCGACGUUGUCUCCAUCUUCCUCCUCCAGUCUGUCUCGCGCCUCUACCCCUCUAUCAAAGUGGAGGACUAUGUCACCGAUACUGUCCUCAGCCGCAUCGCCCUCGCCGAUCAAGGCUGUCUCAUUACAGGAGCUGCCCUCUACAGCGGCCUGACCGUAAAGGAGCUUUACAAGAACACCAGCUGGGUCGAACACCCCGACUUCGUGGACUGGCAGAAGCGAUACAACGGCGCUGGCCCUCACGCUCUGGCUGCUCCUAUGCUUGUCAUCCAGGGUGAGGCUGACAUCCUGACCUAUGCCAAGUAUGCCGAGGAGGACUUCGAUGCCACGUGCAAGGAGUUUCCAGAGUCGACGGCUGAGUACAAGCUGUACCCUGACCUUGAUCACGGUACUUCGGCCGAAGCUUCCCAGUCGGAUUACCUUCCCUGGAUCCGAGAUCGCUUCGAGAAUGUCACUAUUGCUAAGGGAUGCAAGAAGGGAAUCGUGACUCCCGCUACCAAGAAGUUCGGCAUUAUUAGUCAAAGCUGGGUUGCAAAUCCUUGA